Messenger RNA from Austrofundulus limnaeus, 2363 nucleotides. It is a transcript of the gene fbln1, whose product is annotated as fibulin 1. Gene Ontology annotation, biological process: extracellular matrix organization. The record is from RefSeq and is a predicted model, not a curated record. Gene Ontology annotation, cellular component: extracellular region. Gene Ontology annotation, molecular function: calcium ion binding; peptidase activator activity. NCBI's taxonomy places the organism in Eukaryota, Metazoa, Chordata, Actinopteri, Cyprinodontiformes, Rivulidae.
CCUCCUCAGACUGGCUGUUUGUUCACACAGCCCACUGAACCAGCACAGAGCAGACUCCUUUCAUUCUCCCUCUCUGCAUCCAGCUGCUGAUCGAGCCUCUGCUCCUCACUGCUCCUCUCUGAUGGCUCUGUGGGUUUUACUCCUCUGCUCUUUGUUCGGAGUCCUCCUCGCUCAAGGAGAAGAAAACAUCUCCUUAGAUGAUUGCUGUAAACAUGGCCAGACUUAUGGAACUGAGAACAAAGAUUGUGCAUCCCUUCCUCUCAUCUCGGGCUCAACCACGUGCAGGAUAGUGCAGGAGCAGUGCUGUGUUACAGUCCUGGAGGACAACAUGUGCACCACUGGUAUCAACGUGGCAAAAGACCAAGGAGCCUGCGACUCUUUGUUCACCAACACCUGUGAGACCAAGACUACAAAGAUAUGCUGUGAUUGUUGCCUUCUGGGGAAGGAAGCCAAUGAGCGGAACAUACCCUGUGACCACAACCUGUCUGUGGGUUACCAGUGCAGCCUAGUGGUACGGGCCUGCUGUGUGCAUAGCACUUCAGACAACCAGACCGUACAAACGGAAAACAUAGAAUAUAUCGAUGAGUGUGAGACGGGCAUCCACAACUGUGGCCCACAGUUUGAGUGCCAAAACACCCAGGGCUCAUUCCGUUGUCUUCCAAAGAUUAAGUGUGCCGCUGGUUUCAUCCAGGACGCACUUGGAAACUGUAUUGAUAUCAAUGAGUGUGUCACUCAGACAAGCCCAUGCCACCGAGGGCAUAUCUGCAUUAACACUUUGGGCUCAUUUACCUGUCAGCGAAACUCCGUUAACUGUGGUCGAGGAUACCACCUCAACGAUGACGGCACACGCUGUAUUGAUAUCGAUGAGUGUAAAGGCACUCAGGAAGUCUGUGCAGGUCAUGCUUGCAUCAACCAGCUUGGAUCCUACCGUUGUGAGUGUGAAACUGGAUACAACUUCAACAGCAUCACUCGUACUUGUGAAGAUAUAAAUGAAUGCAGGCACUACCCUGGCCGCCUGUGUGCUCAUAAGUGUGACAACACCCCGGGGUCCUACAAAUGUAGCUGCACCACAGGCUUCAAGCUGGCCAGUGAUGGCAGAAAUUGCGAUGAUCUGAAUGAGUGUGAGAGCAACCCAUGUAGCCAGGAGUGUGCCAACGUGUACGGCUCCUACCAGUGUUACUGCCGCCGUGGCUACCAGCUCAGCGAUAUUGAUGGCAUGACGUGCGAAGAUAUAGAUGAGUGUGCCCUGCCCACGGGAGGCCAUAUUUGUUCCUAUCGUUGUCACAACACCCCAGGCAGCUUCCACUGCUCCUGUCCCAUCAACACCUACACUUUGGCAGUCAACGGGCGCAGUUGCCAAGAUGUUGAUGAAUGUGUCACGGGACGACACACGUGUGCAGAAAAUGAGAGCUGCUUCAACAUACAGGGAGGACACAGAUGUUUGUCUUUCGAAUGUCCCAAAAACUACAGACAAUUUGGACAGACAGCGUCGACGCUUCAGCGCUCUGACACUGUCCGCUGUGUCAAGUCCUGUCAGCCCAAUGACAUCGCUUGUGUUCUGGAUCCAACACACUCAGUGUCCCACACCUUCAUUUCCUUGCCCACCUUCAGAGAGUUCAUACGGCCAGAGGAGAUUGUUUUCCUGAGAACCACGGUGCCGGCUUACGGAUCCUAUCACUUAGGCAGUUAUGAUGUCAACUUUGACUUACUCGAGGGGAAUACUGAGAAUGCCUUUGAUGUCAUCAAGCGAGUGGAGAAUGGAGUGUAUGUUGGUGUCGUUCGCCAAGUAAAGCCUUUGAUUGGUCCAAUGUCAACAGUACUGAAGCUCUCUAUGCGCAACCGGACAGCUCAGGGCGACUCUGGCCAGAACAUCAUCAACGUUCAUGUCUUUGUCUCAGAGUUUUGGUUCUGAGAAGAAGAUGGCAGAAUUUUCAACACAUAUUAAGACAUCUAUUGUCAACACUGUACACUUUACUUUUGUAACAUUCACACAUGAAUCAGUGACAAGGUUUUAAUACGUUUUGACAGUGUUAUCAGUUUUGAUUGUUGCUGAGACUGAAGGCCACUACAUGUUUCUGAGGAGAGCUUUUACAUUUUGGAUCCUUUCUGAAAUCAGCUUAAAGAUGAACAAACAUGAAGAGAUUUUAAUAAAUGUUAUAUGUUUUGUUUUUAGUUGAAAGUGCAUGCUUGUAGAGAAUUUAAAGAUUACAUUAAAGACAUUUAACAACGUUCUUUUUUCUUUUGUUAUACAUCUUUGUAUUCUAAAAUUAUCUUUUCAUUUUUUAUUAUAUGUAUGGUUUUGUACUUGAGUUUUUUUUAUUUGUUUUUUGUUUAUUGACAGAAUAAACACUAUUUUAGUUACA